ACUGUGGGAAGGCAAAUAUGGCUGCGCCCAUGGGGUGGAUUCCAAAUUUCCAGUUUUGCUGGGUGUCUGCUAAGCUAUAAAUACCUUAUUCUUGAUCACCAUGAAACUUUUCAAGUUAUGGGUGCAUCAGAAAGGUUUCAGUGAAGAUGAAUUGGUUAUCAAUCCAAAAGAAUUCCCAGAUGUUGAGAUUGGAGAUAUUUUGGAGAUAUUUCACCCUGAUGAGGAUAGCAGUCAUCUCUUACUGCAAGUGAAGUCAUUACAAACGGAUCUGCAGCAGAAAGGAAAAGAUAUCAUCAGUGUUGAUCAAACAAUAGCAAAUCUCUUCCAAUUACGAGCUUACAAGGAUGUGGAGGUUUGUCGAGUCCCUUCUGCCCAAGAUGUCUGUCUGGAUCUGGUUGAGUUGGUCUUUAAAGAUCAAUACAUCAGCCGGAGUGAUAUGUGGAGACUCAAGAACAGCUUGAUUGGUUCCUGUGCUUACCUAUCCAAGAAAGUGGAAUAUUCUGGUAUCCGAGCCCAGGUCAAUGAACUCUGGGCCCGGGGUGAGAAGGUCAUGUGUGGUUCUGUUUCGGAGGAUACCCGCGUUGCAUUCCGAUCAUCCACUGCUAUGGUUUACAUGUUUAUCCAGAUGAGCUCUGAAAUGUGGGAAUUUGAUGCAAAUGGUGAUCUGCUUUGGGAGAAGUCUGUCAAUGGCUUCGUUGCUGAGCUCUUCAACUACUGGAAAGAAAGAAAUACCUUCAAUGAGGUCACCAUUUUUCUCUUCUCACGGAUCUAUUAUUAUGCUGAUACAUUUGACCAGUUUCCAGAAGGCAUGAGAGAAUGUUUACACGUUGACUACAAAGGAAGAAUCUACGAGGACUUCUACAGAGUAAUCGUUCAAAAUGAACGACGCGAUGAUUGGACACCAUUGCUUGUGACACUAAAAUCUCACUGCAUCCAGUAUGGGCAACAACUCCAAAACCGCUUCAUACAAGGUUCCCAGGGUGCAGGAUGCCAGCUACCAGAUGGUUACAUUUCCAAUGCUGCUGAAGGAAACUUUCUGGAAGCAUUGAAUCUAACACUAAAUGUUUUUGACAAGCAUUACAUCAACCGCAACUUUGACCGUACCGGUCAGGUGGUAGUGAUUGUCACUCCUGGAGCUGGUGUCUUUGACGUGGACCGGGAACUCUACAAGAUUACCAAACAACGAAUGAUUGAUAAUGGUAUUGGUAGUGACUUGAUUUGUAUGGCCGAGCAGCCUUUGCAUGCUGUACCCCUUCUUCGGUUUCAUAGUACCAGCGAUCAUCCAUCCACGCAUGAUUACAACAUUCCGCAUUGGUUGAGUUAUAGCUUCUACACGGCUAAAAGUCAGCGGGAAAAAUGUCACAUCUACUCUAGCUUCACACCCCGGAUUAAAUUAGCAGAGAGGAAGGAGUCUGCUGCCUAUAUCCCCUGUACAAUGCCUCAUCUACCCCCUCUGCCUGAAGGGAAGAGUAUGGGCCACUUCAAGACAUCACAUCAGGACGAAGAUUACAUCUUUGAGGAGUAUGAUGCUGAAGUCUUCAAAGCUCCAAGCUAUGCCUCGCCAAAACCAAGAACCCCAUUUUCCAUAAGACCAUCCAAGUCAACUCACAGCACUGUCAAGAAGCCAAAAGCCAAGGAGGAAGGUCUGAUUCAAGCCAGCAAGAAGGUCAAAGACACAAAGUUCACCAGCAUUGUGACCUUUAACACUGAACCUGCUGAUUCCCACAACAAUCACAUAGUAUCACAGUCAUCAUCAUCUACAGCUAUUCCGAUUCCAGAGAAAUCAAACUUAGUUACUCCCUCUGUUUCUGUAACAGCAGCUGCCAGGCUGUUGCAAGCAACUGCCGUCAGUCGCAGUUUUGGUGAUGCACAUUUCACUGAAGAACGAACCAACAGUACUUUGGUAAACUUCAGUGAUGCGAUCGUUGGUAGUGCUAAUGCUGUACAUGACCGUGUAUCCACCAGUCCACAUCAUCAAUUUGUUUAUCGCACUCUGAUCAAUCCAUUUGCUCCAUCCAACAUGGCCGUACGACUGACAUCAAACAGACGGAGAUGGACUCACUCAUUUCCGCCAGGUCCUUCAGGAGAGACCAUGCAGCCCCAUCACCGUCGAUGGACCAUGAGUGAAGCAGACACAAACACACUUCCCUCCGGCACUCCUGUAGGCUUGUCAGAAUCCAUCUCAGCACCAGUGAAUCAUCCAGCCUCUCCUAGACAGCUCAGCCCACCUCAAAGAUUAAUACCCUCCCCCUCUAGGCCAAGCCCCUCCCCUCUUAGAUUGGCCCCACCCCCUGCUAAUGGCAUGCUGAAGUCCAGCAGUGCGUCUAGUCUUGGGAGUGAUGGAUCAGGGUCUGGUAACCCAACUCAUCACAACACAGCAUCAAGACCACCUUUAAUGCACCGGCAGAAUAGCAACUUACCAGAUGCAGGUGCUCGUUAUGAUGGUGGUGUGGUGAGAACCAGUCCAACAAGUGAUUCCUUCAGGACAUUGAGGCGAAGCACCAGUGGAGUGUGGGGUCUAACUGGGGAACAGGAAUGGUCACCGUUUAUUAAAACAGGAAUGGACUGGAAGUCAUUGACAGCCACUGCUUGUUUUCCUAUCACCACCGACUUCUAUCCAGACAGUGUGACUGUUGAGAAACAGUUUAUGGAGAAUAACUAUGAGCUCCUUGCUGAUGACCAUGAUGAUGUAACAGGUGGACAGAAACGAACAGGAGAGGGAAUCUUCCAAGAAAUCAUCUCACAGCGACUGAUGCAGGGAUUUCAAAUGGUUGUGGUUCCAAAGUCCAUUUUAUCCAUUGUUCAAGGUCGACGAAGUAAGGACAUCCUUGUCACAGAUCCAAACAAGCAUGAGUAUGUUCUCAGCAUUGGUCGUAUUUUUCACAAGUUGGUACUUCAUCUUCACCAAAGAGCUAUCUCAGUCACUGUGUACAAACCCAGACAUCUGAAUAUUUCACAUCCGGUGUACUACACCUACCAGUUAUGGUCUGCUCACAACUCCAGCUAUCAACCAUCCAGUGUUAGUUUCCAACCAUACAUGCUGGAAAACUUUAAUUGGAACUAUCUGGAUAACUACGUGUCUUCAAAGGGAGUAGACUUUGGCCCCAUAGAGUCACUGAAGUUGUGGCGAAGCAGGUUUCUCCUUCUACCAGCUCUUUGCUCUAAGAAGAAGCGUGUCCUGGAAGACCCUGCCGCUGACUUGGACAUCUUCCCUGAGAUGGUGAGUGCAGAGGAAGCCUAUCAACUACAUGAAGGAUUCAUCAAGUUCUUGGAGACAUUGAACAGGCUGCGUAGACAUCACAGUGGAGGCAGAAGGACCAAGGCUGGCUCUUUUUCAAUUAAUCUUGGAACUGUGAAAUCUGCUGAGCUUCGUCGGCACUCUGUUGUCACCACUCAUGGUCACUCCAGGAAGAGUAGCGAUGGUAGCCUAAAGGGGCUGAUUUCUGCCAUGGCAAAUCUUACCCCAAGCAGGCAACCGUCUGCCAGCACCCAUCCCUCAUCCAAUCCUCCCUCUCAAAUCUCUGGGCCAACCUCUACUGACUUGGGUACCCCUCCUAGAAGCCUGAAGGAAGAAACAGAAGAUAGUGAGACAGAGAAGGAUGGAGAAUGGGAAGAGAGGAGCAAACUAACACUUCUGACACCACUUUGGGAGAUUGCUAAGGCCAUGGGAGAUCAACAAAGCGGUGUACCGUUUCUCCCCUUAGAUCAGAGAAAGCUACCAUCCAAUUGUUUUGUAGCCAAUGAGGCUGUGCACUGGCUAAUAACUAAUCUCCAAGGAGAUGUAACACAAGAUGAAGCUGUUGAAAUACUUCAGAAUGUGACUGCAGAAGGCUUGAUAUGCCAUGCUUCAGGCAACCCCAAUCACCCCUUCUGGAAUGGUUUUUACUUGUAUUACAUGGUCAAAGAGGAAACCCAUGUUAAAGAUAAGGCCAGAAAAUCUCCAUCUAGACACAGCUCAACAUCCAGUAGUCACCAUGGCAACAGUCACUCAGCAACAAACAACUUCCACAAUGAGUGGUUUGAGGUAGCUGUCUGCAGCCCCCCUGCACCACCUUUGACCUCUGGUCAGUCCAAUAUCCCACAAUUCCUGCUACCUGUCCUGCCACGCCCAGUCUCUCCGGCAACGUCAAUCAUGUCUAACUUUGUUGCUACGAUGCAAGAUGCAAGGCUUGACACUGAGGCUACUGAAGAGACAAAUCCUGAAGUCCUCAAACCAGCAUCAUUGAGGAGCUUACUAUUUGACAACUACACAGUGAAGACAGACCGUGUAGAAUGGUGUCAUAUCAACUAUAAUGGCUGUUAUUGUGUGGAUGAAGCUUGGGGCUUUCAAGUGGAGUGGUUGGUAUCCACACCAAGUCUCCUGGUAGAAGUGCUCCAAGGAUGGGCUCGUAAAGCUGUCCAGUGUGGUUUCCAUCUUGUUCCUGCUCCUAUGGAUGCCUUUAACCAGUGUCCUCACUUCAAUAAUCCCCUUGCCUGUCCUCGGUUCAUCCCUCUCAACAUACAGUGUCUCCUACCAGACCAAGGUCAAAGGUUAUUUGAGGGGUUUGACCCCAGCAGUCAGGAGAGGAGAGUGUAUUUAUUUCAGGAGACCAUACUAAAAAGGUUUGGUUUCAUCAAGGCCACUGAACCAUUCCAUCUCACCCCCAUCACAUCCCAGCAUUCUAACCAAGACCAAACCCAGUACGUUCACAUGACUGGCAUGGCGCUCAUCCUCAUUGUCCCAUCAACCAAUCAGGACACAACGUUCUGGGACGACCCUUUGCCCAUUUGCCACAAGUCAUACAGGAACAGUCCAAUGGACCAAGAGGGAGCAGGGACCACCAUCAAAAGAGAAUGCAGUCAGAAAAGGAUGCCCACUCUGAAACAGGUAGCCAGUCAUGAACGAAUACCAAAUUUGGUGGCAGAAGUGGGAUUCUUGUGGGUACCCAACUACCUGCUGACCAAACGGUGGCGUACAAGUUCCUGUGGAGAUGAAAAGUUACAAGAGAGACUGCUGCAGGAUUUCACCAGCUUCUGUGAGAAUGGUAAUGAUCGAUUGAAGGACUUUUGGGAGAAAAGUCACAAGGUUUUCCAACUUGGAAAUAAAGAGUAGAAAUUAUCUUGUAAACAUUUGCCAACUGGAAUGAAACCAUCUCACAAAGCCAUCUUGAAGCAAAUCACUUUCCAAACAGAUGAAAAGAAUGACUGCUGAAAACCAGUGCUUUAGAUUUGUUUCAGUAAAUUUCUAAAGAAAGUAUUAAAUAGGAUUAUUUGUAUAAAGCUGCCAGUCUUGGCUGUUUCUAAAUGUAAUUUUUUAAGCAUAAAAAUUCCAUGAUGUCCAAAGACAGAUAACCCAGUAUUUUUGCUCAUAAUUUUUGCCAACAUUUGAACUCUAUGCAAUUCACCAAUAAGCAUUCCUCGUUCAAUUUAAUCCUGACGAUUGGACUUUUCCAGGCACCGUGUUUCAAAUCCAUAUUUUUAUAACAUUUGGAACAGUAAUGUGAUUUUGUACAAAGCUUAAAAUCAGUAUUUACCGUGUGAAUCAGAACCCAUCAUAAAGAAAUGAGCGUCCAAGUCUCAUUGUUUAAAAUGAUUUGAGAACCAAUACUAUCCCAUUCUAUGGAACUAAUGUACUUCUUAUGCCUAUGUAGUCCUGAGCUUUGAUGUAUAUUGUGCCAAAAUUAACACUUAUUUGUCAUGCCAGGUGUGGUGCUUGGGAAAUGUAGUCUGAAGAUUCUUUUCUUAAGAUAAAUAAAGUGAAAUAUGAAUAUGUAGAUGUGAAAGCUGUCUUUGUACAAUCUCUGCUAAUCUGUGCAUGAAUUUUUUGUAGAUUUGUUUUGAUAUAAUUAAUUUUUCAUUAAGGUUUCUAAUAAAUUAUAAUAGUUUCUAUUGAUUUAUAUCCAUGUUAUAUAUAGUUUUGCUUUCAAACAGUAAUUAGGUUUCCGAAUCGAUAUUUGUAGCGUUUAUGUAUACGCACUGCGCAUUGAUUUACACCCACUGCUUUAAAAUAAAUUUUGAACUUCUAAUUUUAUUCAUUCUAGAAGAAAAUCUCCCUAAAAGGGAUUGUUCAUAAUACCCUCAUAUUCUCUUCUUCUUAUGUUCUCUUUUGAGGUUAUUUUCUUCUUUUUUAAUCUCUAUAUAAUCAAUUUUUGUUAUACCAAAGAUAGUUUAUGUAUCCAGUGUUGAUACUAUAUUUGAAAGUGAAUAUUUGAAGGUAGCCCUACCACGGAAGCCUUGAUAUUUUGCUUGUCUUAUGUAUGUGCAAUGUGGAACAACAGUUGUCUGUUUGCUUUUGCUGAUAAAUUGAAGUCUUUUGAAUUACUCAAAACAGAGAAUUGCAAGUGAAUUUCUCGAUUAAAAGAAAUAUUGUUUCAUAUGACCUACAAAUUGAA
Messenger RNA from Acanthaster planci (crown-of-thorns starfish), 6371 nucleotides. RefSeq names its product GATOR1 complex protein DEPDC5-like. Gene Ontology annotation, cellular component: GATOR1 complex; lysosomal membrane. Gene Ontology annotation, molecular function: GTPase activator activity. Lineage: Eukaryota; Metazoa; Echinodermata; Asteroidea; Valvatida; Acanthasteridae. Gene Ontology annotation, biological process: intracellular signal transduction; negative regulation of TORC1 signaling; cellular response to amino acid starvation. The record is from RefSeq and is a predicted model, not a curated record.